UAACGUCAUCGACUCGGGAGUUGGAGAAAAAAAAGUGGAAUCGCCCGAAUCUGCAGCAGCGUGUUGGGCGGACUCGGUCCACUAAUAACUCUGAACAUCACGAGAAAACGGGGUUUUUCCGUUCCUUUUUUCGGUGACCGUUCUUUGUUCAAUACCGUUCCUUUUUUGGGGUGGAUCCGGUCUCUUUAAACCCGCGUUAGGAGCGGACCCGCGGGCUUGGUCCUGGGUUCAGACCUCGUUCGUCUACAUUCGUGAGGAGGAUCCUCCGAGACCUCCGGGCCGACACCGGGAACACACGAUGGAUUUCCGGCUACUCUCCGUGGGGGCGGUGCUGAUGUUGUUUGGGGGCAGCUGGGCCCAGCAAGAGGGCAGUGAAUGCAUCAAGGCCAACGCCCAGUCCUGUGGAGAGUGCAUCCAGGUCGCCGAGAAGUGUGGCUGGUGCACCGACGAGAACUUCCUGAGAGAUGGCGAGUCCAAGACGGUGCGCUGUGACGACAUUGGAUCCCUGAGCGCCAAGAAGUGCGUGAAGAUUGAGAACCCGCGCGGGAACAUCAACAUCAACAUAAACAAGGACGUGACGAACCGCAAGAAGGACCAGGCGGACAAGCUGAAGCCCGAGCAGAUCACCCAGAUCCAGCCCCAGAAGCUCACGCUCAACCUGCGCUCCGGGGAGCCCCUGACCUUCAACCUCAAGUUCAAGCGUGCGGAGGACUACCCCAUCGACCUGUACUACCUGAUGGACCUGUCCUUCUCCAUGAAGGACGAUCUGGAGAACGUCAAGAACCUGGGCACCCACCUUAUGAGGGAGAUGCAGGAGAUCACCUCCGACUUCAGGAUCGGCUUCGGCUCCUUUGUGGAGAAGACGGUGAUGCCCUACAUCAGCACCACCCCGGCCCGCCUCGCCAAUCCGUGCAUCGGCAACUACAACUGCACCAGCCCCUUCAGCUACAAGAACGUCCUGAGCCUCACCAACGACGGGAACCAGUUCAACAACCUGGUCAGCCAGCAGCAGAUCUCCGGCAACCUGGACUCCCCCGAGGGGGGCUUCGACGCCAUCAUGCAGGUGGCCGUCUGUGAGGGGAAGAUCGGCUGGAGGAACGUGACCCGUCUGCUGGUGUUCUCCACCGACGCCGGCUUCCACUUCGCCGGAGACGGCAAGCUGGGCGGCAUCGUGCUACCCAACGACGGCAAGUGUCACCUGGAGAACAACAUGUACACCAUGAGCCACUACUACGACUACCCCUCCAUCGCCCACCUGGUGCAGAAGCUCAGCGACCACAACAUCCAGACCAUCUUCGCCGUUACCGAGGAGUUCCAGCCCGUCUACAAGGAGCUGAAGAAUCUGAUUCCUAAGUCAGCCGUGGGGACUCUGUCCUCCAACUCCUCCAACGUCAUCAAGCUCAUCAUCGACAGCUACAACUCGCUGUCCUCUGAGGUGAUCCUGGAGAACAGCCGUGUCCCAGAGGGCGUGACCAUCAGCUACAAGUCCGUCUGUAAGAACGGCGUGACGGGGACCGGCGAGGGCGGAAGGAAGUGCUCAAACAUCUCCAUCGGAGACGAGGUCUCGUUCCAGAUCUCGGUGGAGUCCACCAAGUGCCCGUCCCACAACUCGGAGACCAUCAAGAUCAAGCCACUGGGCUUCACCGAGGAGGUGGAGGUGGUGCUCAACUUCAUCUGCGAGUGCGAGUGCUCCAAGGGCGGAGUUCCCAACAGCAAGGAUUGUCACAAUGGCAACGGCACCCUGGAGUGUGGAGCCUGCAAGUGUAAUGCAGGGCGUAUCGGCGGAAAGUGCGAGUGCAGUAAGGACGAGCUUCGCACGGAAGACCUGGACGCCAACUGCCGCAGGGACAACGGGACGGACAUCUGCUCCAACAACGGGGAGUGCGUGUGCGGGACCUGCGAGUGCAAGACGCGGGAGAACCCCGCCGAGAUCUACAACGGGAAAUACUGCGAGUGCGACAACUUCAACUGCGACCGCUCCGGCAACAAGCUCUGUGGAGGCCAUGGUCAAUGUGAGUGCCGGAUGUGCGUGUGCGAGGCCAACUACACGGGCAGCGCGUGUGACUGCUCCCUGGACACCUCCACCUGCCUGGCCAAGAACGGGCAGAUCUGCAACGGCCGCGGCACCUGUGAGUGCGGCGAGUGCAAGUGCACCAACCCCAAGUUCCAGGGCUCCACCUGCGAGAUCUGCCCCACCUGCCCGGGCGUAUGCCCCGAACACAAGGACUGUGUGCAGUGCCGGGCAUUCGGCGGCGAAGGGGACAAGCUGGCGUGCGAGCAGAGCUGCGGCUACCUGACGCUGGUGAAGGUGGCGCGGCGCGACGACCUGCCCCAGCCCACGGACCAGAGCUUCCCGCUCACACACUGCAAGGAGCGCGACGCUAACGACUGCUGGUUCUACUACACCUUCGCCGUGCGCAACGACACACCCGAGGCCUACGUGGUGGAGGAGCUGGAGUGUCCGGCCGGCCCUGACAUCAUCCCCAUCGUGGUGGGCGUGGUCGCAGGCAUCGUCCUGAUUGGCUUAGCCCUGCUGCUCAUCUGGAAGCUGCUCAUGAUCAUCCACGACCGUCGCGAGUUCGCCAAGUUUGAGAAGGAGAAGAUGAACGCCAAGUGGGACACGGGCGAGAACCCCAUUUACAAGAGCGCCGUGACAACCGUGGUCAAUCCAAAGUACGAGGGCAAGUGAUGGGCCGGUCCUGCCGUUAUGACGACACUGUAUGCAAAUGAACCUGUUUGUGAGGGGGGGGGGGGGGGUGGUAUGGAGGUGGGGGCAAGCUUUUUUUUUAAUCAUUUUUAUGUCACUGUUGUUUUGCCACUAUUACAUUUAACUAAUGUGUCUUAUCCUAUGCAUCGCUUGGAAAUGUGUACAGUCUGUAUAAUAUUUUUCUUUUCUUUUUUUUUUUAUUGAUUUCGUUCUCUGUGGAACUUGAGCGUUCUGCCAAGGACCAGUAAGGCCUCAUCGAACCAUCACUUAACCCGACGGCACGAUAACAUUGUACCAAGUCUUCAUAGCAUGUUACAGUUCUUAAUUCUGGUGACAUGUAAUUCUACCAAGUAUCCGUGGCAGGUUAUCUUACCAUGUCGUCACGCAAUGUUGUCGUACGUUUCCGAUCCCGGCACAGCCCAACUUCUCCAGGUGCCGGUCAAAGGCCUCGCCCAGAUCACCCGUCUACGUUUCCAUGGUAGCGGGGACUCAGUAAUCCAGUAGAACGCCUUAAAUCCGACAAAACAAAACCACAUCGUCGACUGGAUCAGCCCCCUGAGAUGAUUCUAUGUCGGUACUGGGGUCACCAUGACGACGCCUCGUUAUCGGAGAGGUCCACUCUAAACGCAGCGAUGUAGCACGGGGGGGGGGCGCGCUGUCUAAAGCCAUAAUUAAGCGGACAGAGUUAGUUCAUGUUAGAGGUGUCUACGUUAAAGGUGUGUUUCUUAGCAACAGCUUCCUUCCAAACAAUCAGUUUGUCACGCGGCGGUCCGGGGGGGGGGGUUGAACAGACGGCCGUGUUACUGUCUAGCUCUGGGUUUUCCUUGUUUAAUUUAAAAAGACAACUCAGGUCCCUGAUUCUUCACAGAAAUGCCAAAUGAUAUACAAUCACACGAAAUCACGAGAAAUCAGAUUGUCAGAUGUUCGGAGAGUGUUUUUACUUGCAGGUGCUGAAUGCGUGGAGGUCUCCAGCCUUGGCCUCUCAGCUUGAUUUAUCUUUUUAUGUUUGUUUAAAAUGUGAUCUAUGUUAUUCUCUGGUGCCUAGAUCAAAUGUUCUUUUUUUUUUUAAUCUAAAGUGGGGAUCCCAUUUCAAAAACCCUUUUAAAAGAUCAGUGUUAAGAGGGCAAUCUCCGUUAGUAAACUAUAGAAUAUCCGAGUUCAAAAUAUCAGACUUUUUAAGUGCCUUUUUAUAACUCAUUCAUGUUUGCAAUUUUUUUUCUGAUAUUUAUUAAAUAAAGACCCAAAACGAUUGACCCACAAACGAA
This is a messenger RNA of Gadus morhua (Atlantic cod), 3972 nucleotides long. RefSeq names its product integrin beta-1. Lineage: Eukaryota; Metazoa; Chordata; Actinopteri; Gadiformes; Gadidae. Gene Ontology annotation, biological process: cell-matrix adhesion; integrin-mediated signaling pathway; cell-cell adhesion. The transcript is spliced from 16 exons. Gene Ontology annotation, molecular function: C-X3-C chemokine binding; laminin binding; collagen binding involved in cell-matrix adhesion. The record is from RefSeq and is a predicted model, not a curated record. The coding region runs from base 299 to 2689 and encodes 796 amino acids. Gene Ontology annotation, cellular component: cell surface; integrin complex; synapse.